Leucoraja erinaceus (little skate) is the source of this 912-nucleotide messenger RNA. Its product is annotated as cytochrome c 2-like. Gene Ontology annotation, biological process: mitochondrial electron transport, ubiquinol to cytochrome c; mitochondrial electron transport, cytochrome c to oxygen. Gene Ontology annotation, cellular component: mitochondrial intermembrane space. Bases 152 to 469 code for a protein of 105 amino acids. Lineage: Eukaryota; Metazoa; Chordata; Chondrichthyes; Rajiformes; Rajidae. The transcript is spliced from 3 exons. The record is from RefSeq and is a predicted model, not a curated record. Gene Ontology annotation, molecular function: electron transfer activity; heme binding.
CCCCGGGUUUCCCUCGCGGGCGGGCGCCGGCUGCCACGUGUCGGGGUGGGUCGCGCCCAACGGCUGUGCCGCGUGUGUGGCGGCGAAGGCAGAGGCCGAGGCGGCCGCAACGGAGCCGCCGGCUGUCCGUCCGUCCGACCGCCGUAUCUAAAUGGCUGAUCCAGAGAAAGGAAAGAAAAUCUUUGUGCAAAAAUGUGCUGUGUGCCACACCAUUGAAAAGGGUGGAAAACAUAUGGUUGGACCUAAUCUCUGGGGUCUUUUUGGACGUAAAACUGGAUCUGCUGCAGGAUAUACCUACACUGAAGCAAACAAGAAUAAAGGGAUUACAUGGGGAGAGAAUACCUUAAUGGAAUAUUUGGAGAAUCCUAAAAGCUACAUUCCUGGAACAAAAAUGCUGUUUGCUGGUCUCAAGAAGAAAACUGAACGCUCUGACCUAAUUGCUUAUUUAAAAAAAGCAGCAUCAUCAUGAAUAAAUCCUUUAAUAAAAUGUUUAAUUUAAUUUUGAAAUGCAUUUUAUCUGGGCAGUCAUCUGAAAAUUUAGAGAGACGUUAAUAACUACGAUAAAUUACCUGCUUAUCGCAUUCAAUGUUAAUUUGUCACUUGAUAUUAACUACUGUAAUGGAAAUUAUUUGACCAAUACAAGCUUUCAACUUCCAAAAUAACGUUAGAUACUUUUGAAAAUGUAUUAGUGUAUAAAAUAUAUUAGCACAAUCACAUUCAGUUUAGGCCAUAUGUUCCCUUGGAUUUACAAACAAAUUGCCUUGUUUUGAAGUGUAGUCAAGAAUUAUCUAUUGAAUUAUUGCUAAGAACCGUUGUUUCUUAAACAAUAAAAUCAGUGCACUCCUGUAGCAUUCUUCACAUCUACCAACAUCUGAGUGUAAGAGGGAAUAAAAAAAAAAUUCAAUACAGCAA